Messenger RNA from Podarcis raffonei (Aeolian wall lizard), 3077 nucleotides. It is a transcript of the gene USP44, whose product is annotated as ubiquitin specific peptidase 44. The transcript has 7 exons. Gene Ontology annotation, biological process: protein deubiquitination. Gene Ontology annotation, molecular function: zinc ion binding; cysteine-type deubiquitinase activity. Lineage: Eukaryota; Metazoa; Chordata; Lepidosauria; Squamata; Lacertidae. The record is from RefSeq and is a predicted model, not a curated record. The coding region runs from base 263 to 2401 and encodes 712 amino acids. Gene Ontology annotation, cellular component: cytoplasm.
UGGCGGGCGCUGGCGCCGGGGACGACGGCUGCGCGAGGGGCUGAGCGGCUGAGCGGGAGCGCGCCGCAAGCAGAGGGACAUGGCUCGAGCCGGUCCGGGAACAGAUUUCUGCGGACCUGUUGAGAUGUUUACUUUCAGAGAUGUAACUCUUAUCUUUCAAAGGAAGCACUUGUUGCACCUGGAAUAGGUCAAAAUGCAAAGACUGAGAAACCCUUUGGAAGAUGAAUUUCUGUAGCAUUUCAUUAACAUUAUAGUAUUGAGAAUGGAUAAGUGUAAACAUGUAGGAAGACUUCGGCUUGCCCAAGACCAUUCCAUUGUAAAUCCUCACAAGUGGCAUUGCAUGGUAUGCAAUACUACAGAAUCUGUAUGGGCCUGCCUCAGCUGCUCACAUGUUGCUUGUGGAAGAUACAUUGAAGAACAUGCACUAAAGCACUUUCAGGAAAGCAGUCAUCCAGUGGCAUUAGAAGUGAAUGAGCUGUAUGUUUUCUGCUACCUUUGUGAUGACUAUGUUCUUAAUGAUAAUGCAACUGGUGAUUUAAAGCUGUUGCGAAGUACAUUAAAUGCAAUCAAGAGUCAGAAUUAUGACUGUACUACUCGCAGUGGCAGGAUUUUGCGAUCGAUGGGCACAAGUGAUUACCUUUCCCAUAAUAGUGCUCAAGCCUUGCUUCGUAAUCAAGACCGUAUGUUCACAGCUCUAUGGCACAGGAGGCAUGCAUUAAUGGGCAAAGUUUUUAGAUCUUGGUUUGAACUGACACCAAGUGGGAAAAGGGUUUUAGAAGAAGAGAAGCUAAGGGAAGAAGCAGAAGAAAGAAGGAUCAAUGCUAAGAAGAAAAGAGAAGAGAGAAAGCGCCAGUUGAAAGAAGAAAUGGAAAAAAUGCCUCCAAGAAAGAGCUUUCGCUUGCAAAAUCAAAAUAAGGAAUCCUCAAAAAUAUCACUCUAUGCACUAAAAAUGUCACAGAAUUUGGACUCUGCUGUAGAACUGAAAGUAACAGCUACCUCAGAUGAUGUAAAAUUAAAAAAAAUUAAUGACUCUCCAGUUAAACGAAGGCCUACUGUGACUCCCGGUGUAACAGGAUUACGAAACUUGGGGAAUACAUGUUAUAUGAACUCUGUUCUCCAGGUAUUGAGUCAUUUGCUCAUAUUUCGGGAAUGUUUUUUAAAGCUUGAUUUGAACCAAACUCAAGAGUUGUUAGCAGCUGCAGCCAAUGGCAAAACAAGAUCAUCUUCUAAGCAUUCUCCAUCUGCCGGCUCUAUAUUUCAUGUGAACAAAAGUCAAUUUAAGGACAAGGAGUCUUCUGCAAGGCGAUCUAGUGUUUCAUCAGGCUUAAGUGGUGGAGCGUCAAAUAGCAGAAAUAUGGAACUUAUUCAGCCUAAGGAGCCAAGCUCAAAGUACAUUUCUCUUUGUCAUGAGCUGCAUACAUUGUUUCAAGUCAUGUGGUCUGGCAAGUGGGCUUUGGUAUCUCCAUUUGCCAUGCUCCAUUCUGUGUGGAGACUAAUCCCAGCUUUUCGUGGUUAUGCCCAGCAAGAUGCUCAGGAAUUUCUCUGUGAACUUUUGGAUAAAGUACAGCAAGAAUUGGAGACAGCUCGUACAAAAUGCCCAGCCCUCAUCCCCACUUCUCAAAGGAAACUCAUCAAACAGGUUUUGAAUGUGGUCAAUACAAUUUUUCAUGGACAGCUUUUAAGCCAGGUAACGUGUCUUGCGUGUGAUAAUAAGUCUAAUACUAUAGAACCCUUCUGGGAUCUGUCACUGGAAUUUCCUGAACGAUACCACUGCAAUGGAAAGGAGACAACCUGUCAGCAUCCAUGCUUGUUGACGGAAAUGUUGGCCAAGUUUACAGAAACUGAAGCAUUGGAAGGAAAGAUAUAUGCCUGUGAUCAGUGCAACACAAAACGAAGGAAGUUUUCUUCUAAGCCCAUUAUACUCACAGAAGCACAGAAGCAACUUAUGGUAUGCCGACUACCUCAAGUUCUGCGGUUACACCUUAAGCGGUUCAGAUGGUCAGGACGUAAUCAUCGUGAGAAGAUUGGUGUGCACGUCAGCUUUGAUCAGACGCUCAACAUGGAGCCCUAUUGCUGCAGAGAAUCUCUCAAGUCCCUUGUUCCAGAUUGCUUUACCUAUGACCUGUCUGCUGUUGUGAUGCAUCAUGGGAAAGGUUUUGGCUCAGGACACUACACUGCCUAUUGCUAUAACUCAGAAGGAGGAUUCUGGGUUCAUUGCAAUGAUUCCAAGCUCAACAUGUGCACUAUGGAAGAAGUAUGCAAGGCCCAGGCCUACAUCUUGUUUUAUACUCAACGAAUUACUCAGGCAAAUGGACACUGUAAAGUUUCAGCUCUUGACUCACCAUCUGGAAAACAGCCAAAUACUGAGGUUAAUUGUUCCAGUGCAGAUAGUAACAGCUAAUCCAAAGCCAAUUUAAUAUGUACAGUACAAGUCUGAGAGUUGUCACUUGUACAUGUGUUGAGAUGAGUAAGUGCAGUAUUGUACAAUGUAUCUUCAUACCCUUUUGUACUAGCUGAAAACUUGUUUUGGGGAAUUUUUUUUUUUAGUAUAAAUACUUUUUAUUGAUGGUAGUUAACUUCCAAAAUUACUAGGAUAUCUGUAUAGCUAUUUUUUUAAAAGAAAUUUGCCAUUUGAAUUGUUAAAUCUUACCUCAAGCUGUUUCUCAGCAUUUUUAUAUUUUGAUAUUUUGGUGUAGAAAACAUAGAUAAGGAAUUUUGGUGAGCAACUUGUGUAAUUUUGGAAUUUUUUUUAUAAAAAAUGUGCAUUUUAUACCAUGUUUCCUGAAGUACCAGUCAUUGCAGGCAUAUGUCUUGCUUCCACAGAAUUAUAAAAAAAUAAGAUGGUAUAAAAUGUAGAACUUUGCUUUCCCCUCUGAACUGAAAAGUCCUGCAGAGAGCAAAAUACAACUCUGCUUCCUACCUCCAUUUGGUAAACCAUAUUAUCUACUCAGUCACUAAGUCCUGGGGAGAAGCAACAAGAUAUUUAUUCGGUGUAUGCAACUGCUCAGUGCUAGGGGAAGAAUAACUGGCAAAUUAUUACCCCUCUCAACUGUAUCAAUAAAACACCCCAAAUCUGA